CCACCACACCAGCUGGGCGACCUCCGUGGCGCGGCCCCUCUCCACUUCCCCCACGUCUGCGCCCUGUGUGACAAGAAGAUCUUUGAUCUGAAGGACUGGGAUCAGCACAUUAAGGGAAGUCUUCACAUCCAAAAAUGUAUGGCUUUUUCAGAUAACACUGGUAUCCGGUGUGUGUUAAGCUCAGCAGAUGGAACACUGCAUUUAUCACCAAAUAAUGCAGCAGUUUUCAAUCCAUCUAGUAUUGAAGAUUAUCCACCAAAUGUUGGUUCAUCUUUUAUCACUACGUCAGCAAGAUCCUUUGGCCAGCCAGGUUCUACAUUUUCUUCUCCAUCAGCGUUUCCCCAGAGGAAAUCUACACUGGGUCGAGUUGUUCACAUCUGCAACCUCCCCGAGGGAAGCUGCACAGAGAAUGAUGUCAUUAACCUGGGCCUCCCAUUUGGGAAGGUUACCAACUAUAUCCUCAUGAAAUCCACGAAUCAGGCUUUUCUGGAAAUGGCUUACAGUGAAGCCGCACAAGCCAUGGUGCAGUACUACAAAGAAAAACCUGCUAUGAUAAAUGAUGACAAGUUGCUUAUUAGGAUGUCUAAAAGAUACAAGGAAUUGCAGCUGAAGAAACCAGGUAAGAAUGUGGCUGCUAUCAUCCAGGACAUUCACUCGCAGAGGGAGAGGGACCUGCUGCGUGAAGUGGACAGGUAUGGCACGGAGAGGCCCCGCUCUCGCAGCCCCAUAAGCCGCUCCCUUUCGCCCCGAUCCCACACUCCCAGCUUUACUUCCUGCAGUUCACCCCACAGCCCGAUGGGGACCAGCAGGACUGACUGGGGAAAUGGGAGAGAGUCAUGGGAUCAGUCCCCGUAUUCUCGACGAGAAGAGGAAAGAGACAGCAGAGAAUGGCGAGAGAAUGGGGAUGAGAAGAGGGACAGGACUGACACGUGGGUACAUGAGAGGAAACAUUAUUCCCGACAGCUGGACAAGUUUGAUUUGGAUGAACGGAUUGAAGGAGGCAGAGGGCACAGAGAAAAAUACUUAAGGAGUGGUUCCCCUGGCUCCCUUCACCCUUUUUCUGGCUACAAGAGCAGGGAAGAUGACUAUUACCGAAAAACCUCUAAGUCAAAAUCUGACAAGUUUCAGAGGCAGCUGCAGGAUUUACCUGGGAGAUCUAAGAGAAAGGAAGAGACAAAAUUAAGGGAACGCAGGCAUUCUUACAGUGAGGACGCUGCCAGGGAGGAGGCAGCUGAACAGAAGCACAGCAAAGCAUCUGAGGGCUCCAGGCAAAAACAAAGUGAUAAGAAUAAGGUGAAGAAAGCUGAAAAAGACCAAGAGGAAGAUGCUGCUGCUGAAGGCAGUGAUGGAAAGGAAACCAAGGCUCCUGAGAAUGAGCUUGGAAAAGAGGAGCAAGUUCCAGAGAAGAGCUCACCUUCAGCUAAUAAACAAGGAAAAGAAUCUGGAGAGAUUCUGGAAAACACCAGAAAAGAGAAGGACCGAGACUGGGAGAGUGGAAGUGAGAUAGAAGGUGAGACCUGGUAUCCUGCUAACAUGGAGGAAUUAGUGACAGUAGAUGAAGUGGGAGAAGAUGAUCUAAUUAUGGAGCCUGAUAUAACUGAGCUUGAAGAAAUCGUACCAGUUGAUCAAAAAAAUAAAACUGCUUCAGAAAUGUGUACCUGUAUGUCAGCCAUGUUAGAACUGAAAAAUGAUCACAGCCACUUAACCAGGAGUGAAGACAAAUUUGCCCAUAAAGCUUUAGAAACUAACUUCAGAUCAGUAAAGGGCAGUGUAGCUUCUAGUGGCUGUCAGGAUGAUGACGAGGAUGAUGAUAAUGAUGAUGCUGUAACUGAAGCAUCAAGCCUAAGUCUGGACCCUGAGCAGAAGCCAGAGGAACUGCAAGAAGACCAAUCUGCUAAGGAGUCUGAUCCCCAGCAGAAGGAAGGAAAAAUUGAUAAGAGCUCUGACACUCAUUUAGAGCCCGAAGAUCACCAUAUACCUUCUGUUCAUCUGAAAGAAGAGACUCUCCAGCUCCCUGAUACAUUUAUAGAUGAUUACAAACAGAUGGGAUCACAAGGAGCUGAGAGCAGAGAAGUUAUGGAAAUGCUUGUUAAAAACGCUAGUGAAGAAACAAGACAUGGAAGCCAAGAGUGUCCAGAGGCCAAGGCAAAUUCUAGGUACCUCGAAAUGAGACCUCUGGAAUACCCAGAGGUAGAAACUAAAAGAAGGCACUCUCCGCCAGGCUGGGAACAAGAGGACGUCUUCACCGAACUCAGCAUUCCCCUGGGUGUGGAAUUUGUGGUGCCUAGAACUGGGUUUUACUGCAAGCUCUGCGGACUCUUCUACACAAAUGAAGAGACAGCAAAGACAAGUCACUGCAGAAGUACUGUUCACUACAAAAAUCUUCAGAAGUAUCUAUCCCAGCUUGCAGAAGAGAGUCUGAAAAUGAAGGAGGAAGGCAGCCAUCUGCCUCAGGAUGACACUGGCAUUGUUCCUCACUUUGCGAAGAAAAAACUAUGA
Messenger RNA from Phaethon lepturus (White-tailed tropicbird), 2499 nucleotides. RefSeq names its product RNA binding motif protein 20 (gene RBM20). Gene Ontology annotation, cellular component: nucleus. The record is from RefSeq and is a predicted model, not a curated record. Gene Ontology annotation, molecular function: zinc ion binding; mRNA binding. The annotation marks the transcript as partial. The transcript has 13 exons. Gene Ontology annotation, biological process: regulation of RNA splicing. Lineage: Eukaryota; Metazoa; Chordata; Aves; Phaethontiformes; Phaethontidae.